Messenger RNA from Pelagomonas calceolata, 2017 nucleotides. The record is from the annotation of a GenBank genome assembly. NCBI's taxonomy places the organism in Eukaryota, Pelagophyceae, Pelagomonadales, Pelagomonadaceae.
AUCAAAUUCACUCCCAGACGAGCGUCCUCGCCGCAGAAGCAAUAUAUCACUAUAGCAAAGCUAAAGUAGCGCUUCUAGCGCAACGCCCCAGCGUUGCACGAUGGGCCGCGGCAGCAGGGCUCGGCGCCAGCAGAAGAAGGCCACGGAUUACCCCGUGGCCGGCGACGCGGCCGCGUCGCGCCCCAAACGCGGCCGAAGCGCGAUAGCGCCGCCGCCGAUCCAGAACGACGCGGGCGAAACCGCGGCCGACGGCAACCACGGCGACACCACGCCGACGCGCGCGACGCGCGCGACGAACCGCGAGGGCGCCGUAGCAAUUAGACACAUUGCCGAGGGCCAGGGCACGGGCGGCUUCGACCGGAAGCUGCAAAGGCCCAACCACGACGAUCCGCCGCCGGCGACGGAGGUCGAUGAUGACGUGUGGGACCGCAUGGGCGAUGAUACCGACGACGACAUCGACGAUCUGGCCAAGGUGGCGCCCGAGCCCGAGCCCGACGAGAUGGAGACGACCACGACUGCGGUCCAGGAACGACUCUCGUUCGGCGGCGCCGACGCGGACAUGUUGUCCGCGGGCGACGCGAUGGACCUGGGGGCGCCCGCGUCGGCCGCGCAGCCCCUCUUACCCGUCGUGCCGGUGCCGGUCGCGCCGUCGGCGCUGGACCCGGUCACCGCGGCGCCGUUCGUCCCGGGGCAACCCGUCGUCCUCGACGUGUGCCCCGCUCAUCGCCGGGGCAAGGCCUGCACAGCUCGCGAGAACUGCCAGCGCCGGGUCCACAUCCUGUCGAAAGGUGCAUGGUCGAUGGGCGACCUCAAAGUCAGCAACGGAGACGGAACUUUCUCGUGCGCGAACUGCCAGGGGCAGUGGGGCGGACAAGGAAGAUUCGGCAGCUGCCAAAACGAGUCUUGUACCUGCCAGUGGACCCACGCGAGGGCGCUGCUGGAUCGCGUGCAGGCGGGCCUCGUGCCGCCGCCCACUUACUUUUUCCAGGCCACGACCGUCCGUGCCCCGGCCGUCCUCGCCGAACUGGCGGAAGACGCCGCCCAGCGCGCCGCGGCGGACAGAGCCAACCCGAUGCUGCGGGUGUUGGAGGCCGAGUUGGACGGCGGCGACUUCGCGAUGCCUGUUAACUGGGCGCCGCGCGCCACGACGUUGUCGCUCGCGGCGUCGACGACGUCCGCGCGGCGGCUCUUCGGCGUGCAGCUGCAUGUCCUCGAGGCCUUCGCGCCGGAAGAACCGCCGCCCAGGUGGGCGACGGAGCCCGAGUUUGUGGAUGAUGGGGCGCCGCGCGCGAUGCGGUCCGCGGAGGCGCUUGGCUUUAAUGGUAGAACGCUCCUGUCUUUUGUUGCUUUUGCUCGAAGGCCUCCGCGGGAAGUGGAGUGGGUCGCGGCCGGGGGAGAUUUAGGUGAUGACGCGUCUGAACUUAGUACGUUGCUGGACGGUGACUCUCGAAGCAAGUUGCGGUGCUUGUGCAAGGUCACGGGCCGGGAGAUCGAGAAGUUCCGCGAAGCCCUAGUUGGCUCGGGGAUUUUCCACGCCGGGAACAUGGAUCCACGACCACCACUUAGUGACGUAUUGGUCAGUGAAGAUGAUAGUGCGCGGCACGCCGCGAGUUCUAGUGCAAGUUUGGCCCGUGCUGCCGCCGCGCGGCAGGCUGCGGAGAGACAGCAGGCUGCUCUGCGGGGCGAGACUUUGUCGUAUGAUUUGCGUUGUUCAGCUGAGCUGACGGGGAUGUGGUACGGGAAAAAACCGCAUCGGUAUCGAAAAUGUAUCAAGAAGAACAUUGGCCUCAAACAACGCUGCAAGAAGCGGCACGCGCCGCGCGGCUUUGGACCGGAACCGGAGUACUGGUGGAACGAAGAGACGGCCGCCUGGGAGACGUACACCGAGGCGAAGUGGAACGCCUUUUGUCAGAGGUGCCCGCGCCGCGCGGUGCCGCCUGCUGGGGACUGCAUCUGUAAGACGUGCGGCAGCUAGGCCCUGCCUUCUUAACGGUGUAAGAUUGGUGUUCGUUCUAAA